GUCGACCCAGAAGACACAACAGUUGAUGAGCCUCUGAUCCAGACCCGCCGGGACUCCGCGUCCACCGCUGUGUUGGCUCCACUCAGUGGCCUCUGCCGGCCAUUGAGCGAGGGGAGACAACAGAAAAACCGGCCCUCCCUCCUCAACUGUGUCGUGAGGGAAAGAAGAGGGUCGAUAAGUGAAUCCGAUUUAUUAGCGGUGCAGGUUGGCCACAGUGCUCUGGACUGCACACCGCGCCUUUCAGACAGCGUGUCUACAAGUACGGCACAACCUCAAGUGGAAGAGAGAGUAAACCAUCAGGAUGGAUCUGGUCCAACUUGCGGUGUCUUUCCACAUUCUUCUGUGUGCUGCGUGGGCCCGACACUCUUACAUGGACAGCAUCCUCUCGGCCCGCUCAGCUCUCAGGUUUCUGGAUGAGCCUUUGACAUUUGACCCCUGCUGUCUCAUGUCACCGCCUCCGCCACCACUCUUCCCUCCACCACCUCAGCUCUGGAAGCGGGGCAGCCCCGAUGGCAUUAGCAUGUUAGAGCCAGGUGUUUUUGGAGGAGGGGUACAGGAAAAAUCCAAACCUGUGAUACCUGGGUGUUCACCUGGACCUCCAGGACCCCAGGGCCCAGAGGGUCAGGGUGGAUUACCCGGAAUAAGAGGACCAAAGGGGGAGACGGGGGAAAUUGGACGUCCGGGGUCAAAGGGUCGUACGGGGGCUCCAGGCCUCCCGGGGAAACCAGGACAAUCAGGAUGGUCUGGUCCAGAGGGACCCACGGGGGAGAAAGGGGAUCCAGGUCUCAUGGGAUUACCAGGACUAAGGGGACCACCAGGGACAAAGGGUUUCUCUGGCUACAAAGGAGAGAAGGGGGUUCAUGGUGACCCUGGUGCAGGAGGACCAAAAGGCGAUAAGGGUUCCAUUGGUUUUCCUGGGAUGCUCGGACAAAAGGGUGUGCAAGGACCGGAAGGAGAGCCAGGACUCACAGGGAAGAGAGGACCUAGUGGGCGGCCCGGAAAGAGAGGCAAACAGGGCACAAAGGGCCAUAAUGGAGCCCCUGGAGUCAUUGGCCCCCAUGGACCUUCAGGUCAAAACGGCCAUCCAGGACCACCCGGUCCACCUGCCUCAGGUCUCUAUGUUGUCGGGGAAAGGGGGGAGGAGGGUCCUCCGGGUCUACCAGGCCACUGUGACUGUGAUUCCAUUCAUGGAGCGAACAAUGCUCCUUUUGGAAGCUACACUCAGCGAGGCGGCCUCAAUAAAGUCCCCGCAAUAUUUGUGGUGAACAGUGAGGAGGAGAUGGACCGCCUACGUCUAGACAACACGAUCGCGUUCAGGAAGGACCAGAGGGUGCUCUACUUCAAAGAUAAAGAUGGAUGGAGGCCCAUACAGCCCUUGCAGACGUUCCAGUCCACGGAGAAAGUCCCGGACAGAGUCGGUGUGUGUGGGGACGGAAAGGUGCAGGCCCAGCACGCAGAGGAGUGUGAUGACGGGAACCAGGGAGUCACCGACGCUUGUCUCGACUGUAAGUGGGCCUACUGCGGAGACGGCUACCGGCACGACGGCAUCGAGGAGUGCGAUGGGAAGGACUUUGGUUAUCAGACCUGCAAGUCCUAUCUUCCUGGGUCCUUUGGCCAGCUCAGAUGCACCGACUCUUGCCUCAUUGAUUCCACUGGUUGCAAGUAUUUCACCUGAACUGCAAAGUAAAAAAGAAAAUAAAGGUCAGAUUGCAACAUUGCAAAUUAUACUUCGGAUUUGUACUGAAGUCUCAACUCUUAGAAAAUAGCUGAAGGACUGAGGGAGCGCUCUUGUGCCUGCUCCGAGCCAUGAAAAGUCCUGGGAGUCGGCUUUGAAUCGUCCGUCUCCUCCGGAAGUUCAAUUCCUUUACGGGCCUCAGGAAGCAGCUGCUGAACAUUUUAAUGAUUUAAUGAUUGUAUCAUAUCAAAUAGUCACAAUGUGUAUGGCUCAAUUAAAUUAGCCGCAGAACGCUGUCUUGGCAUCACUGAAACACACGGCAGUGCCAAGGCAAUCAGUAACGUCUCCUCUCUCCUCUGACUGUUAAUGCAGAACAAUUGUGUAUUCUGUACUUCUUUUGUAACGAGAGAGAAAUAACAGCCCAUUCCAAAAGAGGCCAAUAUAUUAUUGAUACUAUAUUGAUAUAUACACUGUAGUAUGCAAAUCAGGGGUGUGUAUAAAUAUGUUUAUUCCUGUGCAUUGUAUUAGGACACAUGUAUUUAUGAAAUGCAAUGCUGUGAUAUUGCAUGUAAAUAUUUACUCGUGCACAGCGGACUGCUUUAACCAGUGCUGUAGAAGUAUGGCCUUUUCGAAGUGAAUGUUAGAAUACAGAAAACAAAAGUCACACUGCAACAACAGCAAGAACAACUCCUCUGAUUGUCGCAGCAGCAUGAAGAAACUGCUCGGUCACAUCAGAAUGCCUCCACCGUGGAUUCAGUAGUGUGACUAUGUAUAAUCUGCCUGCGUGACUGUAAAGUUCAUAAAUCACACUAAUAAAGAGAUUUGAGAUGAGA
Messenger RNA from Pseudoliparis swirei, 2508 nucleotides. Its product is annotated as acetylcholinesterase collagenic tail peptide-like. Lineage: Eukaryota; Metazoa; Chordata; Actinopteri; Perciformes; Liparidae. The transcript has 18 exons. The coding region runs from base 302 to 1675 and encodes 457 amino acids. The record is from RefSeq and is a predicted model, not a curated record.